UAACUCCGAGAAGAAAGCGACCGUGUUUUUUUCUCAUUAUUAUUAUGCGUCUGUCUCCUUUUAACGCAAAUAAACGAAACCGUAUCGAAAUAACGCGCGUUUAUGAACAAAAUUUUGACGAACCUAUUUUACUGUAAUCACAUUUUAGUAUUUUACAUUCAAUUUUAAUUUUAUAUACAACGUGUGUUAUAUUUAAAUUAGUGACGAUAAGUAUCGUAUUCUUCGUCCGUGGGCCCUCAUGGUAUUACUGUAUUGCAUAUUUCUACAGCCAUCGGGAUGGGUGGCGGGUGACUAUGUUUACAUCAGUGCCCAACUAAUAUAACGUUUGUAAGUACUGUUUUCAAAAAAUAUCUUCCAUCCCACAUUUACUUGGAGAUGGUCCUUUUGCGCAAAUGAGACUAAAAUACCAUCAUUACGGAUGAACGGCCUCCGAUUGAGCCUCUCCGGUGUUUGGUCAUGGCAUCAAUAUUUGUUCAUGUAACACUGCAGAAAUUUAUAAUAAAAAUCAAAAUUUCGUCUAUGAAAACGUCUUCCCAAGAGUUAUCUUUAUUGGCGGUUGCUGUAAAAAACGUUUGUAUGUACGAGGAACCAGCCAUGGACGAGAAUCCACCUGUAAAGAAUGGGGAUCCCAUGGAAUUUUCCUCCGAUGACAUACUUGGUGUAAUGAAAAAUAUUUCAAUGGUCAAAAAUGGCCUAAUGUCUUAUGAAAAUGAUACCGAACAAAUUGAAAUUGGUAAUAGUGAUGCAGAUGCAAUGUUUACAAUUGGGGAUAAUGACUUGAGUUCUUUUGAAAGAGAUCUAUUAGAUAAUGUAAUUGGAAUGGCUGAAGAAGAAGUUGUUACUCAAUAUGAUGAAACACCUACUGUAAAAGAAAAUUUCAACAAAUUUGUAAACAAAGGUAAAAUGUUAAGUGAGCGACUUCAAAAAAUAUUAUCAAAGUUACAAAAUAUACAACUAAAAACUAUGAGCAAGUGUUCCACUCAAGAAAUCUAUAAUGUGUUACAAUCACAAAAAAGUAAUGCUAUUAAAAAUAUCAAAUCAACAUUGCUCAAAGUUCAAAAAAGGCAAUCCAAUCCAUUUUUGAAAAGUUUACUUUGUGAUGAAAUUAAAGAUGGUGAAAAAGUCUUUGGAAUGCUAGAGUCACAAAUUAAAACAGUAAAUGAAGAUUACGACUCGGAAGCAACAGCUAGUGAUUCAGAAAGUGAUACAUUAGGAGAAACUAGUGAAGAAGAAUUACAAGCAUCUACUUGUCCUAUAGAAAAAAGAAAUUCUUGGAAAUGGCUUCAUGAACGGGCAAGUAUUGCGUACAGAUUAACUUGGUUGGUUAAUGUUAUGUCCGAUAUAGAGUUCAAAAUCAAUUUUUAUAAUGAAGCAUUAAAUCGAUAUUCUUCUCAUCCAUAUAUACAAGACCAGGAAGAAGAAUCUGGUAGAAGAUGUUUUCCAUAUGAACCAAAAACUCAGCAUAGAAUGUUAAUGCAACCUCCACUCAUAAACCUGGCUGCAGCUUUAAAAAAGGGAGACAAAGCCAAAUUAAAUCGUAUUAAUCCAUGUGAUUGCUAUGGGAUUGAUUCUUGUCCUACUUGUGUAAGUCUUCAGCGCCAUUCAAAUGAUUCUGGUCAUUUUUUGAGUGAUACUUUUCACCCAGUCCUAUCAUAUUCUAAAGAUAUUUCUUUGAAUGUUGCGUUAUCUAAUGAGUUAGGAAAAUCAUCGUUUCAUCAAAAACAAAAAAAUAAGUCUUCAUCUGAUACAGAUUUUAAUAAAUAUUUUGUGGAUCGGACUCCUGAACAAAGUCCUACUAUUAGGCAAGUUCCACCUGUUAAAUUACAAAACGCUUGGCCUACCCGCAAUGAUCCAAUUACUAAAUACAAUCGAAAUCAAAGACAAGCAAGAAAAAGGAGACGUAUACGUUAUAGUAAACAUAAAAGAAGUAGAAUGGAUGAAGAUUAUAAAUAUAACAGUCGAAGAAGUAGUGAAAGUAUUUGUGACGAUGAUGAUCUUGAUGAGGCUUAUGAUGAAGACAAUUAUGAUUCUGAUCCAGAUUAUAGCCCUUGGUUUCCAAGAACAGGAGAUAAAACUUACAAUGCUAAGCGUGAGUAUGAUAUUGACAACAUUGUAAUACCCUACAGUAUUGCUGCUGCAUCAAGAGUUGAAAUGGUCAAGUAUAAAGAAAUAGUAACCCCUAAAUGGCGAAUUGUAAAAGAAUUAGAUGUAGAUCCAGUUGAAUUUGCUGCAACAGUUCCAGAACCAGAAGUUGUUGAAGAUCUUGAUGAUGGUAAACGUAGUGCUCAUCAUGAAGCAUGUGAAAUGGAAGAACGAAUGAGAUUUAGAACUAUAAAGAAACAAACAGAACGCACACAUAAGAAUAGUGGUCAUUGUAGUAGUGGUGAAAAUACAUCUGAAGCAAUGUCGCCACUAUUUGAAAGUCGAUCCCCAAUGCCUACUGUUGAAGAGGAACCCGAUGCAGGACCUAGUACUCAAGAUUGGAACCAAUAAAAUAUUUUUAUUAUUGAUAAACAAAUAUUGUAUAUUAUAAUCUGUAAAAACCAAAGUUAAUGCUAUAGGUUAGUUACACAUAUAAUUAAUUGUCAUAUUUAGGUAUAUUAUUUUUAUAUAAAAAUUAGAACUAAUGUAAAAUAUGUUUUCUUUACUUGUUGUAUUAUACAAGUUGUAUAGUAAAAUA
This is a messenger RNA of Rhopalosiphum maidis (corn leaf aphid), 2680 nucleotides long. RefSeq lists its product as uncharacterized. Gene Ontology annotation, molecular function: histone acetyltransferase binding. Lineage: Eukaryota; Metazoa; Arthropoda; Insecta; Hemiptera; Aphididae. Gene Ontology annotation, cellular component: NSL complex. The record is from RefSeq and is a predicted model, not a curated record.